This is a messenger RNA of Manis javanica (Malayan pangolin), 631 nucleotides long. Lineage: Eukaryota; Metazoa; Chordata; Mammalia; Pholidota; Manidae. The record is from RefSeq and is a predicted model, not a curated record.
CUUCUAAUAAAAAGCUCUGGCACUGCAGGAUGGGUCAGGGACAGCUCUUAGCUCCACCAGAUGCAUCGAGGCUGCUUCACCGGGGCCGGCGCUGCACUGCCCAAGAUGAAACUCGUCACCAUGGCCCUGGCGUGUCUGCUGCUGGCUACGAUGUGGCUGCAGGAUGUGGACAGCAAGAGCAUGAUUGUGUCAUCCUCCAACUGUUGCUACACAUUUGUGGAGAAAAAGAUUUCCCAGAAGAGGAUUCAGUGUUACAGAAACCAGUUCCUCCUGCCCCUACUAUGGUGGCCUUGGGCGACCGUGGGCAGAGUCGAGCUGAAGGGAGGCUGAAAGAUCUGUGCCUUGAACACAGCCCGAUGGAUGAAGAAUGUGUUAAAAGGGAUAAAAACCUGCCCGUGAAAGCACGUGUGAGCAGAUUCCUUUCCACCCUGAACUCCAGAGACCUCAUGGUGUCACCUGUCCCUGCAGCCCCCAACCCCACACCAGUCCUUUUGCCCAACUUUACCAGGUUGUGGAGGGUCUGCUUGGUCUUGAUAAGCUAUGUUGUUGCACUUAUGUAUUUAAAUUCUGGAAUCUUCGUCUCCUGUUUCCCUGUACCUCUUGGACCCCACGGGAAUUCCAGGAUGCAAAU